AUGUCAUCUUCAGAAACCACCCAAAUCCCACAACUCCUCCGCUACGCCCGUCUACACGGCCUCGCAAGUGAAACCGAACCACCUCGAGAACUCCCAGUUGGUGAUAACUGCAAACUCACCCCCGAACCAGGCUCACUUCGCGAGCAGCAGUUCAAGGAAAUCGAGAAUCGGUAUCAAGAGCUCUACACGAGAUUCUGCAAAGGUCUCAACGAGCAGAAACUUGACAUCUCAAUGACUGCUAAGGAUCUCGUGGCUUCUGUUUUGAAGGAAGAGAGGGUGGAUGGGCGGAUUGAGUGGGAAGAUAUUCUUCCCAGAGCUCCUCUUACUGGGAGUCAAGACGAUCUGUUGUUCGUUACGAAGAAGGAUGAGGAUAAACACAUGGCUAAGAAGCAGAAAGUAUCUCGGACCUAG
Molecule: messenger RNA, 411 nt
Organism: Penicillium waksmanii
Lineage: Eukaryota; Fungi; Ascomycota; Eurotiomycetes; Eurotiales; Aspergillaceae
Exons: 2
Coding region: 1-411 (136 amino acids)
Source: RefSeq, a predicted model, not a curated record